GGGAGAUACAAUUUGUGAUACUUUCAGAAAAAAUACCCAAUCCCCAAUUACACCCAAAUCUUAUUCACAGUAUUUUUGAAUCCCAAUUACACUCAAAUUUUACUCACAGUAUUUUUGAAUGCGAGACACACUCAAAAAACACUCAACAAAGUAAUUUUAACCACUUUGCUCUUGCUCACCCUCACCCAAAGCACUCACAAAACUCUUGUAUUUUCUAGAGCUCACUUUGCUUUGGAUUGCUCUUCUUGGGGUGAUUUGCCGAAUGGCCAAAUGGCCUUUUAUAGCUAAAUGCCAACCACCCACAAUGAAUGCAAUGGGCUCCAAAGUCAUAAUCCAACCAUGCACAAUAAAUGUUGCAUGGACAAAGUUGCAGCAACCAAAUUUCCAUUUCAAAGGCUGCCAUGAGACUUCCAAUUUUUCAACAAAAUUGGGCUGCCAUGAGAUUUCCCAUGCAACCAAAUUUCAAAAGCUGAAAUUUGCAUGCUUUCUCAACCACCAUGCAGAAUGCACAUGCCUCAACAACUUAUGUGCAGAAUUUCUGUUAAGACUUUUAUUUUUGUAUUUUAGUUAAUGCCACUGUGAGUCAUGCCUUAUUCCUUUUUUUAUCAUAACAUGCUUUAUAACUGGUGAUGAUUUCGCAUUUUGAUAUCUUGUGAUAUCUUUUUUCUUGUCUAUUUUAAUAAUUUGUCCUGUUGCCUUGAUUGUAAGUUGUACCGUGUUUCAGAUAAAACUAAACUGACCAAAUCAAAAGGUACCAGUUUUCAUUUAGUAAAGUAAUGUUGUCAAAUUUUUUAUAAUUAGAAUUUCUAUAUUUAAAUUAAAUUUAAUCAUGGUGAGUGCUGUUUUAAGAACGAGCAAGGUUUCAUUACUCCAGGUAUUUCCCAAUUUGUUCCUUGGUUCCUGUAGUGUCAUAAUCCAUAAAUUUGUGGUUGGUCCCUCAAACUUCAUUAAUUUAUGUUCUUGUUUGCUGUCUAACAUUUUAUCAAUGGAGGAAGCUUUUAGAUAUGGGGGGUUUUGCGCAGCUUGUUGCUGGGAUAGGAAUUUGAUGGUAUAAAGUGAAGCAGUACUGAUGAUAGUUAAUGAUUUGUUCUAUGUUGUCAAAUUUUAGGUUAUUGAUUUCAUAAUUAGACAAAUUAUCUAUCAUGUUUAAUGUGGGAAACUAAUCCUGCUUAUGCCAUUCAAGUGGAGCACCAUAACCUUGUCAUUUAGCCUUAUGUAGUGUUACUGGAUUUUCAAAGUUGUGCUUUGUCAAACUAAUCCUGCUUGUGCCAAAAUGUAUCUUGUUUGUAUUUUAGGGUCAACAAGGAGUGCCAACCUUUCCAGAUGCAUCUUAAUUAAAGUAAUGAUGCUACUGGUGGCAGCAAUGUAGAGCAUUUAUAUAUGAAAAUUUCAAGGCUGCAGUGACUUUAAGUGUCAGUAGCAAAAAUGUCAGUUUCUAGUUAUUUUGUGUUUGAAUAUGGCAACUUAAGCUUUUGAAUGCUUUUAGACAUGGUUGUAUGCUAUUUAGAUAUCAUUUUCUAUCAUUUUUUGGGGAUAGCAUUUAGUGUAUUUUGUU
Molecule: messenger RNA, 1555 nt
Organism: Rubroshorea leprosula
Lineage: Eukaryota; Viridiplantae; Streptophyta; Magnoliopsida; Malvales; Dipterocarpaceae
Source: the annotation of a GenBank genome assembly